Messenger RNA from Plasmodium reichenowi, 1228 nucleotides. RefSeq lists its product as hypothetical. The transcript has a single exon. The record is from RefSeq and is a predicted model, not a curated record. NCBI's taxonomy places the organism in Eukaryota, Apicomplexa, Aconoidasida, Haemosporida, Plasmodiidae. The annotation marks the transcript as partial.
AUGCUUAUAAAAAAAGGUCAAAAAAAAAAUACUAAUAUAAAAGCAAAGGUAAAUUAUAAGGAGAAAGAAAUAUGUAAUGACAUAACGUAUAAUGAAAUAAAUAGAAGAAGAGGAAAAAAUGGAAGUAAUGCAGGUAAUAAUAGAAAGGAUAAAAUAUCAGUUUUAUCCAAAGGAAGAAAUAAAAAAGAUGUAAGAAAUAUAGAUAAGGUUAAUAAUGAAAGUAGUGAAAUUAAAAAUAAUGAAGAAUAUGUUGGAAAUACAUAUGAUAAAGAUAUUGAUCAUAAUAAUGAUGAUAAUGACAAAAAUAAAGACAAUUAUAAUAAUGAUAACAAUGAUAUAGAAAAAGAGAAUGAUGAAAAUAAUGACAAUAAUACAAAUAAUAACAAUGAUAAAAUUGAACACAAUGUGCACAAAAAUAAUAGUAAUAAUAAUUCUAAUAUCAAUUAUUAUUAUUUUAAUAAUUUGAAGAAUAAUAUAAUGCAAUCAAAGAGUCGACUAAGAAAAAAAGUUAUCACAGAUGAUAGUAGUAAUGAUGAAAGGGAUAUUCUAAAAAUUAAGGAUCCAUUAAAAGAAGAAUCAAGAUAUAAAAAUAAUAUUAUAGAUGAAAAAGACAAUGAACAUUCUUCUUAUGAAAAUAAUAGUAAUGAUGAAAAUAAAAUGGAAAAAAAGAAAAAAAAGAAAUUUAGAAAUCUUUCCAAAACAUUUAAUAAAGAUUUAGACGUAACACCCGUUCACAGAAAAAGAAUUAGAAAAGUAAAUGAAAAUAUUAAUUAUGAUAAAAUAAGUAAAGAUACGUUAACCUUUAAAAAAAUUGAUGAAAAUAAUAUCAUUCAUAGUUUAAAUACUAUUGAUGUUAAAGAUCUUAGUAAUAGGGAUGAUAUGUUGCGUAAGGGUAUCAUCGAUAUAGAUAACUUAUGUAUAGAUGAUUAUAUAUUACAAAAAUCAUUCUAUGAAAAAAGAAAAAAUAGAAAGGAUUCAAAAAUAAAAUCAAGUGAUGAUCUAAGCUAUAAUUCUAAUUCUGAUUAUAUCAAUUCAUAUAAUAAAAAUUCAUUUAAUAAAAAUCAAGGGUCUUAUUUCUCUGAUAGUGAAUAUAAAACUCCAAACAGAAAAAAAUCAAAUGAGUAUGAAUUACACCUAAAAAUAUUCAACGAACAAAAUUUGGAUACAGAUUAUUUUAAUUUUAAUACUAUAAGUAUGAAAAAAUCUAUUAGAUUCUAUAUUGAAAUUA